Colletotrichum karsti is the source of this 921-nucleotide messenger RNA. Its product is annotated as ribose-phosphate pyrophosphokinase. The record is from RefSeq and is a predicted model, not a curated record. Gene Ontology annotation, biological process: ribonucleoside monophosphate biosynthetic process; 5-phosphoribose 1-diphosphate biosynthetic process; purine nucleotide biosynthetic process. NCBI's taxonomy places the organism in Eukaryota, Fungi, Ascomycota, Sordariomycetes, Glomerellales, Glomerellaceae. Gene Ontology annotation, molecular function: magnesium ion binding; ribose phosphate diphosphokinase activity. Gene Ontology annotation, cellular component: cytoplasm; ribose phosphate diphosphokinase complex. The transcript is spliced from 7 exons. The coding region runs from base 1 to 921 and encodes 306 amino acids.
AUGGGGGACAUGGCGAACGAUAUCAAGCUCCUUAAGGGCAGCUCCCACGGGGAGCUGUCCCAGAAAGUCGCUCAGCGUCUGAACUACUCCAACCAGGAAACGAGCGUCCGCGACGAGGAUGUCUUCAUCCUGCAGUCGAGCGAGCCCGGCAACGUCAACGACGGCCUGAUGGAGCUUCUGAUCAUGAUCCACGCCUGCAGAACCGCCUCCGCCCGCCGAAUCACCGCCGUCAUUCCUUGCUUCCCCUACGCCAGACAGGACAAGAAGGACAAGAGUCGUGCCCCGAUCAGUGCCAAGUUGGUCGCGAACAUGCUCCAGGUUUCGGGAUGCAACCACGUCAUCACGAUGGACCUCCACGCCUCCCAGAUCCAGGGCUUCUUUAACAUCCCUGUCGACAACCUUUACGCCGAGCCCAGUGUCCUCCAGUGGAUCAAGUCGAACAUGAGCGUCGAGGACGCCGUCAUCGUCAGUCCUGACGCCGGCGGUGCCAAGCGAGCCACUGGUAUUGCCGAUCGCCUUGAGACCGGCUUCGCCCUCAUUCACAAGGAGCGUCCCCGCCCCAAUGUCGUCGGCCGUAUGAUUCUCGUCGGUGACGUCAGGGACAAGAUUGCUAUCCUGGUGGACGACAUGGCCGAUACUUGCGGCACUCUUGCCAAGGCUGCCGAGACUCUCAACAGCGCUGGUGCGCGCGAAGUCAUCGCCAUCGUCACCCACGGCGUCCUCAGUGGCAACGCCGUCGAGACCCUCAACAACAGCUGCCUGUCCCGCAUCGUUGUUACCAACACCGUGCCCCUGGGCGACAAGAUCGAGCGCUGCCCCAAACUGCGCGUCAUCGACAUCAGCCAAGUCCUGGGUGAGGCCAUCCGCCGCACGCACAACGGUGAGUCGGUUAGCUACCUCUUCAACCACGUUCCCGUGUAG